Psilocybe cubensis is the source of this 924-nucleotide messenger RNA. RefSeq lists its product as uncharacterized. The record is from RefSeq and is a predicted model, not a curated record. Gene Ontology annotation, biological process: ubiquitin-dependent protein catabolic process. The transcript has 4 exons. Bases 1 to 924 code for a protein of 307 amino acids. Gene Ontology annotation, cellular component: cytosol. Lineage: Eukaryota; Fungi; Basidiomycota; Agaricomycetes; Agaricales; Agrocybaceae. Gene Ontology annotation, molecular function: polyubiquitin modification-dependent protein binding.
AUGGCGGAACAAGCUGAGAGAGCGUUCGCGCGAACGUUUCUGAAUACGCUGGCGACACAGCCUGUCGCGUAUGCGGACGAUUAUCAGCAGCCUCCUCAGCAGUCGCUCAAGCGGGUUCCGGUGCUGCCUAUCCCUGUUCCACCUCCUCCGGCACGUAAACAGCGCGUCGAAGACACCGCAUCGUCGUCAGCCUCGCUCUCCGUCACAUUUAAGUCGCUCAAGCCGCCGUUCGCAGUGACGCUCCCCGUGCACCCCACGGACACCAUCUCCGCCGUCAAACUCCUCAUCGCCGCCCAGCCGCACGCCCCGCCCGCCGACGCCCAGCGGCUCCUGUUGAAAGGCAAAGCGCUCGCUGACAACAAGCUCUUGAAAGAGUACACUAUCAAAGACGGCGAUACCGUGAACCUCGUUUGUAAACCUGGUGUAAAUUGGGAUCCAACCGCUCCUACCCCUACCCCUGCCCCUCCAGCCACGACAGAGAAAGAUACUACAAUGACCGACACCCCUAACAGCAAACCCUUUUCAUUCGGCUCAGGCUCGCUCUCGACGCCCGCAAAGUCUUCCUCGUCCGGUGGCCACCGCCGCAUCCCGAGCGUCGUGCUCUCGCCGUCGCCGUCAGAAGGCACCCCCGCGCAGGAGCGCAGCCAGAAGGACAUCGUGCUGACGCUCGAUAUGGACGCGGGUGUUAUCCCUACCAGCCCAGGCUCGAAGACGAAGGAGAUUAUGUCGACGUUCCAUGAUACGGUUUCGGAUCCUGGGUUUUGGGAGAGGCUUUACGCGUUUUUGCAGAGCGAGUUUAAGACGGAGGCGGAUGUGCAUCUUGCGUUUGAGGACUUUUUGUGUGCUGCCAAGGGGUCGCUGACGCCGUUUGAAAUCGCGAAGAUUAGAGACACCGUUGGUAUCGUUGGUAUGGCUGGCACAUAA